Messenger RNA from Xylaria bambusicola, 3043 nucleotides. Its product is annotated as fungal-specific transcription factor domain-containing protein. Gene Ontology annotation, cellular component: nucleus. The record is from RefSeq and is a predicted model, not a curated record. The coding region runs from base 1 to 2643 and encodes 880 amino acids. Gene Ontology annotation, biological process: regulation of DNA-templated transcription; DNA-templated transcription. The transcript is spliced from 5 exons. Gene Ontology annotation, molecular function: zinc ion binding; DNA binding; DNA-binding transcription factor activity, RNA polymerase II-specific. NCBI's taxonomy places the organism in Eukaryota, Fungi, Ascomycota, Sordariomycetes, Xylariales, Xylariaceae.
AUGAACACAAGUUUAGCCCACUCCGACAGCAGCCAUUCACUCGUCAUGUCGCGGCCUCAGGUGGGCAUUGAACGGCUGCCAACACGCCGGAUGAGUAACGAGCCACGAGAGUCAAUGAACUGUAAAUCAUGUCGGAAACGGAAGAUUAAGUGUAAUCGGUUACGGCCGUCUUGUGAAGCAUGCGAAGUCUUCCAAUGCCCGUGUAUAUACGAUGCCGUCCCUAAGAAACGUGGGCCGAAGACGGACGUGCUUGAGGCUCUUUUAAAACGGGUAGAUGGCCUAGAAGCACAGCUCAAGGAUCAGAAGAAAACGCUGGGCAGUUCACCAACUGCGGAAGAGCCAACAUGUACGAAAAAGGAGGCAUUGGAGAUUAGCACGGAGGCGCCUGCUUCAGACUCAAUACCACCAGCCCGUACAGCGACAUCUGAACCUAGGCCAAAACGUGCAGCUCUUGACACAUCUCGAAUAUCGGAUUCUGGGUCAGACACCGCCCUAUACUCCCCUGCUAUGACUGACACAUCAGCUCCUGCGAUUCCCUCUGACGCUCUUCUUGACACAUACUUCACACGCUUCCAUGCUAGACCUUACCAUAUACUAGACGAAGCAUCUGUUCGAUACCGGCUGCGGGCCAAUGUAUUACCACCGUACCUGAUUCAUGCCAUAUACGCUGUUGCUGCGAGGUAUACACCGUAUCCUACCGGAUAUCAAUCUUCCGUGAAGUUAAGCGAAGGCUUUGCUUCUAUGUCUAGAAAGGAGAUUGACAUUGACGAACCGCUUAUCGACACUCUACAAGCGCUUCUCCUUCUGGUAAUAGCGUACAUCGCAGCGGGAAAGGGGAAAAAGGCCUAUAUGCUCAUGACAAAUGCAAUUGGCAUGGCCAUGGCCCUCGAAUUCCACCGAGAAGCAGAUCCAAACGCCCCUAUAGCACCGCUAGAACGUGAGAUGAGGAGGCGCUUGUUCUGGUCGUGCUACUUACUAGACAGGUUCAUGGCCUGUGGUUCAAAGCGACCGUGUCUUAUUGGGGAUAAAACAAUCUUUCUCCGGCUUCCAUGUUGGUUUCCAACGCCCGGCGGUCUCCCCGUUGAAGGCGAAUUCUUUCAGAGCGGUUCAACUAUUCACUCUUUGCAAGGAGGCGGCAGGAAAUUUCAAGGAGGCAGCGCAAUGCUUAUUGAUAUUAGCCGCGUAUUGGGCGUGACGAACCGUUACCUUGCAGCUGGGGGUGUCAAGGGCGAUUCCCAUUUCCCAUGGCACACGCUAUCAAGCCUUUCCAAAAUAAGACAAGAACUCGAUAUCUGGGCGUCUGGUACGGAAGAUGUCUUCUCAAGCCUGGACACAUUACUUGGGCACCCAGAGUGCACUGUCUUGGUGCUCAGCAAGCUCGUUUACCACUUGAUCUAUUGUUUGAUUUAUCGGCCAUUUCUGCCUAUCGACCUCGCAGAACUUUCUGUAACAGGCCAGCACCAGUCAUGGCAGAUCGAGGCCACAAACAUGUGUUUUCUCCAUGCUAACGCCAUAACUGAACUGGUGGAAUUGGGGAAACAGACGGGGACUACCGAAUGGCCCGCUUUCGUUGGCUACUGCCUCUGCACUGCUGGCACGGUCCAUAUCCACGGAGCACAGUAUAAUAGGGCGGGAGCAAGAGGAGGUGACAUGGGAACUUUCGCGGCAUCCGCGGACUUUCUUUCGCGUGAGAUGCAACAACUAAGCGAGCUUCGUUAUGCGUGGGCGAGCGUGCAACAUCAACGAGAAGUUUUGCAGAACGUCUAUAAUGCCCAUGCCGAACUCGUCAAGAGGCUAGCGAGCAACUCAAUGCGCUACUCUCCUGCGUUUAAUCUCGAGGAUUUCUUCAGUCGCUACGCAAAUGUCACCGGUCCUGGAGGCAAGUCUUAUGAUUUUGAUGGAGCUAACCUAAGCCUUACAGAGGUAGUGGUCGACUUCACUACGGACACAUACACGGGCCAUGACUUAUAUGCUUCCCGAGAUAAUAGUGAACCCGACCGACCGAACCUUAAGCGGAAAUUUACGGGCUCCAGUCGACCGGAACCUGGCAAUCUGGCAUCGAUAAAUGCCAGUACGAACAACCCUACAUCUAUCGGUCCACCGGUACCCAGCAUCUCUUCCCGUCGAUUCUCGAUCGCUCCCAGACCCCCAAAUUCACAUGUGGUAAGCGUCGCUGCCUCGUUACAUCCACAUCCAGAAGGACAGGCAGUGAGUCAAGCAAGAGAUUCGGUCGCAGGUAUAUCAACGAACGUUGUACCGGCAACACCAACGUUCCCAGUACAACAGUCAUACCAUCAGAUGCCAGGCUACAUGGGCAACACCGUCCCUAGCCCACGCAAUUCUAUCGCUCCGACGCAGAAUACAGAUAGCAGUAGCAAUGGAACUGGGCCCAGCAACUAUGACCCCAUGUUCGGUAUAGUUCCUACGAAUACCUUCCCCUCUCCUGCUCCCUGGCAGGCCGAUGACGACAACGGAGACGUCGCCGCCACUCCAGGCAGCAAGAGUCACGAUGGCAGCACGGCGGUAGGGGCCGCGGACGAGAAAGACCCAUUCCUUAGCCUCCUUGAACAACUUGCCGAAAACGAAAACGUUACGGGGCAAGGCAAUGAGCUGGAUUUCUUUCUCACUGCACCUCAAGCCUAGACAGCAGACAGGCGUCACUGAGUAUGGUCAAUGCCAGCACUUAUCCCUUCAAUUAAGGCUUAAAGUUUCACGAAAAAAAAGUGAUGAUACGAAUGUAUAUUAUUAGUGAGCGGGCAUUAGCGGGCGAGUCAUUGCUAUUUUGGAACAUAGGCCGGCUUUUGCCCACUUUCCACUAGCACUUGGGGCAUCAUUCAGCAUUUUGGGAAUAACUCAGGGGCUAUAAAAUCUUGGGCGGCUAUCGUUUCGGGGUCAAGCAUCAAAUAUAUAUAAUGCCGGCCUGUGACCACAAGAUUACUUGUAGAUAGUAGAGUAUUGCGACCUUGUGAAGCAAUGCGUCCAACGCUAUUGAAGCGAAUGCUACAUAAACAUGCGCAGAUCACUCUCCUCACAGCGCCUACCC